Molecule: messenger RNA, 1633 nt
Organism: Coffea eugenioides
Lineage: Eukaryota; Viridiplantae; Streptophyta; Magnoliopsida; Gentianales; Rubiaceae
Product: basic leucine zipper 9-like
Exons: 4
Coding region: 446-1171 (241 amino acids)
Biological process (GO): regulation of DNA-templated transcription
Molecular function (GO): DNA-binding transcription factor activity
Source: RefSeq, a predicted model, not a curated record
UAACAUGGGAAACAUUUACAGCUGACAGCGGAAAUAGGUCAUCUCAAAAUAUAAUAUGUGGAUACCAAUAUGUUAUGUAUCGGAUAAUAUUCAAAAGUAGGACUGUGAGCUGCAUAAAUUAUCGUGAUAGACAGUACCUCCAUAGCAAGAAGAGAAAGGUAACGGGAGAUGAGAUCCCCUUGCCUUAAACCCCUCUCACUGGAGAAAUAUCCAAAUAGGGCACCAUUUAUAUUUAAUGAAAAUUUGGCAGUGCAAACUCCAUUUCUAAUCCAAUCAACAGAUUGUCUGGGAAAAGACACUAAUUCCAUAAAUGUGAAAAGAAAAUCCUAUUUUUCAAUCAAAAAAUUGUAGAGCAAAGGUUAUUAACUUGUGUUGGCUUCGUUCUGCAGAUGAAAAUUCUGCUUAUCUUACUGAAUUAGGUUUACCAUCAGAUUGCUUUUAAAUAAUGCUCUACUGGGUGAAUUACCAUGAUAAUAUUUUAUCAGUUGGCAGUCCAACAUCUGCCACUAAGUCAAAAGGAAAAGAUAAAAGAGCCAUGGUUGCAACUAGUGGUUCUUCACCUGAGCAAUCAGAUGAUGAUGAAGUAGAGACUGAAGCUGGUCAAUGUGAGGAAAGCACUGAUCCUAUGGAUCUGAAGCGUAUCAAAAGGAUGGUUUCGAAUAGGGAGUCUGCUAGACGUUCCAGAAGAAGAAAGCAAGCUCAUUUAGCGGAUCUUGAGCAGCAGGUUGAGCAACUACGAGGAGAGAAUGGCUCCUUGUUCAAGCAACUUGCAGAUGCUAGUCAACAGUUUAAAGAUGCAUCCACAAAUAAUCGAGUGCUUAAAUCUGAUGUGGAGGCUUUUAGAGCCAAGGUAAAGCUGGCUGAAGACAUGGUCACACGGGGUUCACUGACCUCCAGUCUAAGCCAUCUUCUUCAAAACUAUUUAAGCACUCCAGAGUCUCUCAACAAUGCCAACAUGUGCCGAGGGGAGAAUGUCUCUACAAUUGUCACAGUCCGUGGGGUUGAUCCUACAUAUCCUGAUGUGGGAGUUUCAGUACAAAAUUCUGCAGCUCGAAUGGGAAAUGUUGACAACUUCAAUGGCGAUCUUAAGAAUGGAGUUACAAAUGACGCAAUGAUCUGCAUGGCAGAUCUGUGGCCUUGGGAAUCUCAUGCUGGUUCAGUGACAAAGUAGAAGAAAUCUCUUUCUGCAUUGGCUAUUUUACCUCCAGAGGUCUCUUCCUUUUUCAUACUUCAUGUCCAUAGACCUAGUUCAUGUAAGUAUUUGGCUUACAUAGUGAUCUUCCCCUAGUUAGACAGAAGCUUAAAUGGCUCAAAGGAUCACCAAGCACCAGUGACCUUCCUGGGAAAAAGUAUAUGAACAACUAAUUAUUUGUUCUCCUUUUUCUGGGAUUUGGAUAUCUUAGACUAUUAUAGGUUUUAUGUACGACUUAUCAAGGAAUUGUUUGUGUCCAAAAUUCCAUGUUUCUUUUUUGUUUUGGUUGUUUGCGGUAUUAUCUUAUACAUAUUGCCUCUGGACAUUGGGCUUUGUAGUUUGUGAGAGCAUGAUCUUCAUAUGUGCUUAGUCAGAGAGUGCUGUUUGAAGUGAAUAAUCUUGAGAUUUAUCAAGCAAUGCUAGAGUUGGUAUUUCCAUUAA